Periophthalmus magnuspinnatus is the source of this 2289-nucleotide messenger RNA. It is a transcript of the gene mthfsd, whose product is annotated as methenyltetrahydrofolate synthetase domain containing. Lineage: Eukaryota; Metazoa; Chordata; Actinopteri; Gobiiformes; Gobiidae. The transcript is spliced from 8 exons. The record is from RefSeq and is a predicted model, not a curated record. Gene Ontology annotation, molecular function: RNA binding. The coding region runs from base 105 to 1511 and encodes 468 amino acids. Gene Ontology annotation, cellular component: cytoplasm.
GCCGUAGUAAUGACAAACAUUGACAAACAGCUGUUCUUCUGUGUGCUACACUCCACGCACGUGGAAAGCCGCCUGCGUUAAAGAAAAAAGUGUCGUCCAGCGCGAUGGAGCCUGUGCUCAGAACACAUCCUGACGCAACAAAAGAAGAAAUUCGUCAAUUGGUUUGGCACUACAUCGAAGAAAACGAUCUGGCAAAUUUUCCAAGACCCGUUUACAACAGAAUACCAAAUUUCAAGGCUGCAGUUCAGGCCUGCAAUAAGCUCACAGUCCUCCAGGAGUUCAAGUCCAGCCAAACAGUCAAAGUUAACCCAGACAGACCUCAGGAGCAGGCGCGGUUCCUUACUCUGGAAGCACAGAAAACGCUGUUGGUCCCUACUCCUCGCCUACGCACAGGCCUCUUCAACAAGAUCACUCCUCCUCCAGAUGCCACUAAAAAACAUCUCCAUAUAUGUUCUAGUUCACAGGGUGUGAAGGAUUUUAGUGUACCUGUGUCUCUUGAUGCUAGAAUGAAGGUCGACCUUGUGAUUGUUGGCUCUGUUGCAGUGUCUGAAAAAGGUUUUCGUAUUGGGAAAGGAGAGGGAUACGCUGACAUGGAGUAUGGCAUAAUGGCCUCAAUGGCAGCAGUUAACGAGUCCACUGUGGUGGUCACUGUUGUACACGACUGCCAGGUGGUGGAAAUUCCAGAGAGACUCAUCGAGAGUCAUGACCUGACAGUGGACUACAUCCUCACACCCACCAGAGUUAUAAAAACUGACUGUCAGCUCCCCAAACCACAGGGAAUCAUCUGGUCUAAGCUGGACAAGGAGAAGUUGGAGAAGAUACCAAUCCUAAAGAAGCUGCGCACUCUUGAGGAGCAGACAGGGAAGGAUGUCACUCUGGGGGAGGUGCUGGCUAAAGCUGAGUCCAGUCAGGCCAAGAAGCCAACCACACAGAGGCCGAGACAGAACUCACAUAAAGAUGUGGAGGAGGAACCCAAACAAGCCCCCAAACAUGAGCAGGGAACAGUGCCUCAGCAGAGGAGCAGGCAGAGAAGAGCGAGAGUGACAAAUGCAAACAAAGAAGAUGGCGCAGGAGUGAGUGAGGGAGAAAACCCCAAAGCAAAAGCUGUUGCUACACAGAGAGAAAAGGGAUCAGAAGAGCCCAGUGGUACCUUGUCAUCUCGCCCCAAGAUUCCAGACACAGUGACCAGCCUGUACCUCGGCGGCAUCCCGCCCGAGCUGCGUGUGAGUGAACUGAAGACUAUGCUGCGAGAGAAGGGGGCUGUCCCGCUGAGGCUCACCUGGCAGGGAGCUCAGCACAGGGCCUUCUUGGACUACACUGACCCCCAGGCAGCAGAGCAGGCCCUCACGGCCCUGCAGGACCUCUCUGUGAAGGGGUGUGAGCUGCAGGUGGAGCUGGCCAAGAGCCAGAGAAAAUCGAGGAGAGGGCCGCACCAGUCAAAACGAGCCCAACAGGAGAGUAAUACUACCAACCCAGAAAAACAACGCUCCAUCACAGAUAAUAAAAAGUAGAAACAAAAGAUGUUUUUUUUCCCCAAGCUCUCCAUAAUUUUAUGUUAAACAAACCAUGAUAAUUUGAGGUCUUAAAUUUAAUAUUUCAUUCAUCAAAUUAUUAUUUUUUUUAAGACCAUAAUAUACACGAUGGGUUUCUUUGAGGUGUUAAACGACAUAUUGGCUUUCUAUAAGUAUUCUACUGCCUGUCAACCAAACUGCAGGGCCAGUUAUACAAAAUGUGCAUUUCAGUAAAACUAGUUAAAUCUUAAUUUUGGAUUGAGGAAAAAAUGCAGUAUAAACACAGUUUAUAGUAUCGCUAAUUUUAUGAUAUUGAUCAAGAUCAGACAGAUGCAUUUGAAUGUUCACUCUUGUGUCCCAUUUUUGUUUUGUUAACAAAACCUAAAUGAAAAAAAUAAAAGCUAAAUAACAUCACUCUGACUGUCUCUCUUACCUGCUAGAAUUGUUGCUUUAAAGAGUUGACAUGUCUCUGGAGUCCUAGCUGUGGAGAACAAGCGUGCGGCCUGUCUGUCUACAUGUAGCAGCCCAGGCUUGGAUCUGGAUCUGUCAGUGUGGGCCAUGUCGAGGAACAGCUGUGGAGCGUCCCAUGCCUCUGCCACUCUCAAACUCACUAAUGUCCCAGACUUGUUCUGAUCAAACUGCCAUUCUGCCUCAGUGGCAUUUUACUAGAGUUCAUGCUGUGGUCAUGUCACUGGAGAGUAAUGCUGUACACCCCAGACACCACGUACCCAUGGAUGCAUAUAAGCUACAAUCACGAACUCCAUGCACACAUGGGGUC